AUGCGUAGAAGUAACAUUAAAAAUUCUGAAUUUAAGACACCUUUCAAGAAUCCGUCUGUUAUAUUAACUACAGUUACGGAAACAACAACAAAACCAGCUACAAUAGCACCGGCACGAGAAUUUCAGCUUAAACCACGUGAUAGGCUUCAAUUUAAAAGAGAUAAAUUACCAAGAAAUGCUAGAAAACGUAUGAAAGUUGUUGAUAAAGGUGACGAUAACGAUGAUUCAGAUUCUUUUAAUGACUUUGCUGAUUUGCAACCAGAGUCUGGCUCAGAUAGUGAAUAUGAAGAUGAAGAAUACACUCAUAAAAAUAAUAAAAAAAAUAAUUUGCAAAAUAAUGUUAAUAGACAACUUGGCAUGAAAAAAUUAUCAUUAACAAGGAGACCAUUAGCACCAUUAAAUCAAAACAAUUCACAGCAACAAAAUGAUAAUGCAUCUUCGCCAGUUAAAAUUGGUUGUGGUGGAAACAAAGUUCCCAAUGAUUCAUUUAAAAAAUUGUUUCGUCCUUUCAAAAUGCCAACAUUUACUAGUAAAUUAAAUGAAAAUGGUGGUGUUGAUCUAUUUGAUAAUCGACCUGUAUUAGGAGGUUGGCGAAGACCAGCCACAAAAGCUUUACAUGACCCAACAUCUGAAAAUGCAAUCAUAUUAUAUGAUCCCGAAGAAGAUGAUGGCGGUAAUUCAAAAAAGAUCCAGGGAAAAACUAUUUCUGAAAUUCUAGGAUAUAAACAAGUUAAAUUUGAUAAAGUACAUGUCGUCGUUGAUCCAUUAUUGGGGAAAAAACUUAGACCACAUCAAGUUGAAGGUGUAAAAUUCUUGUAUAAUUGUACAACUGGAAAAACAUUUCCUGAUGCUUUUGGAUGUAUAAUGGCUGAUGAAAUGGGAUUGGGAAAAACUCUUCAAUGCAUUGCUCUUUUAUGGACACUUUUACGUCAAUCACCAGAACCUAAUAAAGGUACAAUUGAUAAAUGUAUUAUCGUAUGUCCUUCAAGUCUUGUACAUAAUUGGGCUAAUGAAUUAGUUAAAUGGCUCGGUUCAAUAAGAAUUAAACCAUUGGUUAUGGAUAAUAAGAGCAAAGAUGUUUUGGUAAAAGAUUUAAGACAUUUUUCUGGUGCACAAGGUCGAAUGAUUACACAACCAGUCUUGAUUAUUUCAUAUGAGUCGCUUCGAGGAAAUAUAGAAGAAUUAAAAAAUACUGAAAUUGGUCUUUUAUUAUGUGACGAAGGACAUAGAUUAAAAAACUCAAAUUCUUUAACCUUUCAAACAUUAAAUUCCCUUAAUGUCCAACGAAGAGUAAUUUUAUCAGGGACGCCUAUUCAAAAUGAUCUUUCUGAAUACUUUUCAUUACUAAAUUUUGCGAACCCUGGUCUUCUUGGCACACCAAAUGAAUUUCGUAGAAAUUAUGAAAAUCCAAUUCUUCGCGGUAGAGAUGCAAAUGCCAGUGAAAAAGAUAGAGAAAUAAGUGACCAGAAAUUAUCUGAUUUGUGGGGAGUUGUUAGUAAAUUUAUUAUUAGAAGAAGCAAUGAUAUUUUAUCUAAAUAUUUGCCUGUCAAGUAUGAAUAUGUAGUAUUUUGUCGAUUGAGUAAAUUUCAAGCUUCUUUAUAUAAUUUCUUUAUUACAUCUCCCGAAAUUCAAAAACUUUUACGUGGUGCUGCUUCACAACCUCUUAAAGCAAUUACAAUUCUUAAGAAGUUAUGUAAUCACCCAGAUUUACUCGAUCUACCUAGGGAUCUUCAAGGAUCAGAAGAAUGUUAUCCAACAGAUUAUUCGAUCAAAGAGAAGUUAAGAUGCGUUAGACCAGAGUUUUCUGGGAAAAUGCUAGUUCUAGAUAGAAUGUUGGAAGAAAUCAACAAAAAUUCCAAUGAUAAAAUUGUAUUAAUAUCAAAUUACACGCAAACAUUGGAUAUAUUUGAAAAGCUAUGUCGGAACAGAAAGUAUGGAUGUCUAAGAUUGGAUGGUAGUAUGGCGAUAAAGAAAAGACAAUCACUUGUUAGUCGAUUCAAUGAUCCAAAAGGAAAGGAAUUUGUUUUCCUAUUGAGCAGCAAGGCUGGUGGUUGUGGUUUGAAUCUCAUAGGAGCUAACAGGCUUGUUUUAUUCGAUCCUGCAACAGGAACCAUUGAAGAAAAGAUCUUUCAACGUCAAUCACACAAACAAUUACUCUCUUCAUGUGUUGUUGAUGAAGAUGCAGAUGUUGAACGUCACUUUUCAGCUGAAUCGUUACGGCAAUUAUUUCAAUUUGAUCCAAACACUAUGUGUGAUACUCAUAGCACCUUUAAAUGUUAUAGAUGUGUUAAAGGAGUACAGAGGAUAGCUAGAAAUCCGGGUGAAACUAUGAAUUAUGGUGAUACAAGCUCAUGGGAUCAUUUUACUGGUGGCGAUGAUUUAUUAAAAAUUCACGAUGAAAUAUUGAAACUUGAAACUGGCAAAGGAAUAGUAACAGAUGCUCAUUAUUAUUAUAAACUUAAUAGUAAUUGA
Messenger RNA from Entrophospora candida, 2472 nucleotides. Lineage: Eukaryota; Fungi; Glomeromycota; Glomeromycetes; Entrophosporales; Entrophosporaceae. The record is from the annotation of a GenBank genome assembly.